AUGGAAAUCAUUGGCCUUGUCACCCCUAUUGGUCCUUUAUCUGAAGAAAACCACAAGAGCGACGAGAAUUUGUUGCCACUGGAGUGUGAAGGGACAAUGGAAUGCCACGCACGAGACAGUGAUGCUGUUGGGUUAGAUACAAGAGUGGAAGGUGUUGUCUGUGAGCCCACUGACCUUCAGAAUAAUAUACAAGUUUAUGAUGUCGAGUUGACUGUUCUAGGAAACUACACAGGUCGAGGCUUGCCCCUUGAUUUCCUUGAGAGUAAAACGACUGGUGAACUCAUUAAGGGCUACCCUGUUGAUGUGGAUGUUUUAGAGGAUUGUUCUUCAGCGAGUAUUCAUUAUCACCUCCCAGUGGUUAGGAGAAUUGGGAAGAAGAGGCUGAGACGCGGACAUGAUGGAAGAUGGAUGAAGAGGACCCCACUACGUUUUCCCGCUGUGUCCACGGCCGUGCGUGCCAUGUCCACCGCUGUGCAGACAAAAAAGAACUCAAACAAGGACCCGUUACUUGAGGAAUGCUCCCUGCUAUUGACACUAGCUGCGAAAGCCUCCCUGCUGCAUACAUGA
Miscanthus lutarioriparius is the source of this 567-nucleotide messenger RNA. The record is from the annotation of a GenBank genome assembly. Lineage: Eukaryota; Viridiplantae; Streptophyta; Magnoliopsida; Poales; Poaceae.